Messenger RNA from Durusdinium trenchii, 1191 nucleotides. The record is from the annotation of a GenBank genome assembly. NCBI's taxonomy places the organism in Eukaryota, Dinophyceae, Suessiales, Symbiodiniaceae.
AUGUGGCCGCGGCUGCUUCGAGCCAAAGCGUUGAUCGAGGGCUUGGAAGUUAUGUUGGAGAGUGGUCGGGCAACGCCGAAUGCCUGGGACAAAUUGGAGCAAGCCGAGGAACUCUGCACGGUCUUUACCGAUGAAUCCAAAGAGCAGAAAGUGUUGUAUGAACUACAGUACCGUGCAGAACACUUGAGGAAUGCCUUCACCCUGAAAGAAACUCGACAAUGUGCUGGAGGUGAGCGGGAAAUUGGGCACACCCCUUUUGAACGAUGGUCAGUGGAUUAUAACCCAGCACCGCUUGGGAGUGGCAUUCCCUUUGGACAGCAGCAGUCGAACUUCAACAAUCUACUUUUGCAGCUGUUGGCCAAGAUUCGACAAGAUAAGGCAGUGGACAGGUGCCAAAGACACCCUCCUGGAGUUCAAGAAGAGGUAGAAAAGGGAACGCCUCUGAUGUUGGCCUGUUUGAAGGAAGACCUCACCAACAUUUUGUCAGAGCUGGAGGAUUUCGUCUCUGUGAUGCCUCAAGGCUCCUCAAGCCGAGCUACUUCUAUCGAGGAUUGGGCGGGUUAUGACUGGGGUCGCCAGAUGGCCAGUGACCUUGAUAUGGUGGCCUUGUUUGAUGGAGAUGCCACGAUUGCAGGUCUAGAGCUCCUUGGGGUGAGACUACAGGGAGCCUUGAAGUCCAAGUUCAAGAUGGAGACUAUGCAGACGGGCAAGUACGGCUUGCUUCUGAAGCUCCUGGUGGGCAAGUUGGAGGUUGAAAUGGAUGUCAUCCCGGCAAUCGCCGAUCCCCGGGGAGGUCAUUGGAUUUUGGAUUCCUCAACUUCUGAGGUCUUGCACAACCACCCCACGGCAGUCGCGGAGGAGGUCCAGCACAAAAUUGCAAGUACUGAGGGCUGGGCAGAUCUAGUGGUUCUGACCAAAUUCUGGAAUAAGUGUCAUGCAGUGAAAUGUGACGAUGGCAAGAAGCGAGCACCUUUUUCAUCUCUACAUUUGGAAGCCACAUUGUUAGGGUUACCUGGCCCAUUGCCUGAACGUUUGGACGAAGCCUUUCUGCUGGCUUUGCAAUUCAUUCGGGGACAUGCCAUCGAAAGCCCGUUUCCCGCUGCUUGGACUGGAAGGUUGGUGGCGGACUAUUUCAAAAAGGACAAGAAGAGAAAAAAACAAUGUAAAUGGCCUAUUGAAACGGCAAAGUGA